This is a messenger RNA of Mugil cephalus (flathead mullet), 1037 nucleotides long. RefSeq lists its product as uncharacterized. Lineage: Eukaryota; Metazoa; Chordata; Actinopteri; Mugiliformes; Mugilidae. Gene Ontology annotation, biological process: response to bacterium. The transcript is spliced from 5 exons. The record is from RefSeq and is a predicted model, not a curated record. Bases 305 to 931 code for a protein of 208 amino acids.
GUGUACUUAGACAAUUGUCUAAGUAAACUGCAACUAAUGAAGUUAUAUUUAAUACAGAGAAUGUGUCUGUUCUACAAUGGAAAUUAAAGGAACAUGUGAAAUCUUAAUUUAGUAUAUGCUCAGUGGGUUGUAAAUACUAUUGUUUGAACAUCACUGAUGCUGUAAUGAUACUGUCUGAAUAGACACUCACUGUCCUCAAAGCAACAGGGCAACACAAACACCCCGCCUCUUUACUUUGAAAGCUUACCCUUCCUGGAUUCACAACAUUCACGGACAUUGAAGAGCUCCAGUCAUACUCACAACCAUGAACUUCCCCCUGAUAACAGCUUUUAGUCUCUGCAGCCUCUGCUGGUUCUCUGUCUCAGGUUCUGAGGUUCAGACUAUAGACAUCCAGUCGGGUCAAAACGUCACACUCACAUGCCCUAAUGUUAACCAGUAUGAUACUGUGAUAAUGUGGUUCAGAGUGGUCGAUCAAACGUCAGAUGGUUAUAUCUGUACUAUGGACCCAUCUGGCAAAGUUACCACAACAAGUGAUCAAUUCAGAAAUGAAAAAUAUGAAACAAGCUCUAACAGCUCCUCUGUCUUUCUCACAAUCAAGUCAGUGGACUCAUCAGACUCUGGGUUGUAUGUCUGUGGAAUUAUCAGAGCUGGAAAUCUACUUUUAAGUAGGACACAUUUAAAGAUUCAUGAGUCUGAUGAAAUGGUAAAGCUGGUGAGUGUGGGCCUGGGUGGACUGGCUGUUGUCCUUGUAAUGGUCAUCUUUGGUCUGGUUGUUCAAAUCAUGAAGUUAAAAAAAGCUCAAGAAGAACAAAAUCCAGGGCAAAGUCAGACAUGUGGCUCUGAUGACCUGAUCCACGGUGCAGUGACGUUUCAAAAGAGAGCAAAAAGAAGAGAACCAGAGCCAAGCACUAUUUAUGCUUCAACCAGAUAGACUUGUUGAUGUGAGGAAAAAAAAUGUAAUUCUGCAAUAAAGAUACAAUAUUCAUUCAUUGUCAUUCUCUUUCUAUAGAUAUGUUUCAGCACUUCCUUUCUCUCUG